AAGCAUCUUGGCAUCGUUAGCAAACCGUCAUGCCUGCGCUGUUAUUUUCAUUUUACGAUUAGGAUACGACUAGUUAACGCCGAUGAACGACCUUGCGCUGUUUGAACUUUGUAAGUUAACCUAAAAACAACGUAAAAUGCUAUUUUCCAAAAUCCGUCUAAUUACUUUUGACAGUACCGGUACUUUGUUAAACUUCAGCGUUCACCCAUCCAAAAAAUAUGCCCAGAUCGCGUCAUUGUACGGCAUUGAGUGUGAUCAUAACAUACUAAACGAAAAUUUUCGAAGUCAUUGGCGAAAAAUGAUCAAAGAACAUCCAAAUUACGGACGUCAUUCUGGACUGGGUUGGGAAAAUUGGUGGAGACAGAUAGUACUUCAUACCUUUAAGGGGUGUGAAGUGCCCAUUGAUGAUGGUAAACUAAAUACAAUUGCUAAUCAUCUGAUAGAAGAGUACAAACAGAGAAGUUGCUGGAAGGUUACACAAGGAGCUUUAGAUUUACUGUCUUAUUUAAAGCACAAAGGGGUAACAUUAGGAGUGAUAUCAAACAUUGAUCCUAGACUUCAUGAAACAUUAAUAAAUAACAAAGUAAGGCACUACUUCAAGUUUGUUGUAACAUCCUAUGAAGCUGGUAUUGAAAAACCUCAUCCCAGAAUAUUUGAGGAAGCCAUCAAAGCAUCCAGUAUAGAGGACUUGAAAUCUGAGGAAUGUCUGCAUAUAGGGGAUUCCAUUCCCUUAGAUUAUGUUGGUGCAACAAGAGCGGGAUGGAAAGCUUUAGUAUUACUUCCUGACAAAUCUAGUCAAAAUGAGGACAAAAUCGAUGAAAACCAUAAAUUUUAUUCUUUCUAUGAUCUACAUAAAUAUUUAAUGGAUAAUGGAGAAACUGUUAAAAAAAUACAAUAACGACAAACUUUACAUUUUUUAAAUAAUUUAAUAAGCAAGUGUUAGUAUUUAAUAAUGUGAUAUGUUUGUAUUUAAAGUAUAUGACUGAUGUAAUAAAUGUAUAGAAAUUA
This is a messenger RNA of Agrilus planipennis (emerald ash borer), 1008 nucleotides long. Its product is annotated as rhythmically expressed gene 2 protein-like. The transcript has a single exon. The record is from RefSeq and is a predicted model, not a curated record. NCBI's taxonomy places the organism in Eukaryota, Metazoa, Arthropoda, Insecta, Coleoptera, Buprestidae. The coding region runs from base 137 to 898 and encodes 253 amino acids.